Monomorium pharaonis (pharaoh ant) is the source of this 540-nucleotide messenger RNA. RefSeq lists its product as uncharacterized. Lineage: Eukaryota; Metazoa; Arthropoda; Insecta; Hymenoptera; Formicidae. The record is from RefSeq and is a predicted model, not a curated record. Bases 1 to 540 code for a protein of 179 amino acids. The transcript has a single exon.
AUGGCUUUUCGUUCGUGGGAUCUAUACGAGUUUCCGCUACUGCAGCGCACGACCAAACAUUCGUGGGCCAUCAAGACCGCUACUCAGCUCGAGAAGCCGCGGUACAUCAUCUUUGCUCUGCAGGCUGGUCGGAAGAACGUUAUGCUCGAGGAUACGAGCCGAUUCGAUCAUUGUAAACUGACGAACGUGAAACUGUAUCUAAACUCGGAAUGUUAUCCGUACGACGAUAUGAAUUUGGAUUUCGAUAAAAACAGAUGGUCGAUUCUCUACGACACAUACGUACGUUUCUGUAAAACCUAUUACGGAUACGAUUAUCUCGAGCCGAAUCAAACUGUUGCGAAUUUUCGGCAAAAAGGUCCAUUCGUAAUUAUCGAUUGUUCUCGACAAAAUGAAUCGGUCAAGAGCGCAACCGUGGACGUGCGCUUAGAGUUUGAAUGCAAAGAAAACUUGCCUGCGAGUACCACCGCGUACUGUCUCAUCAUACACGAUCGCGUGGUUCAGUACAAUCCGUUGACAAAUGUUGUGCGGAAGAUCACCUAA